GUCGUGUUUUUGUGUCUUUAUGCUAACUUUUCUGUGUCGUAUUUGUGUGUAGUGUGAAGCUUUUCUGAGUCGGUAGUUAUUUUUAGAAUGAAAUAAGCUGAGGAGUCAAAGUGAAAGUGAAAGAGUGACCAGUAGACCAGACAAAAACAACACAUUGUGGGCUAUUUUCUGUCAAAACCACCCCGCUGAAAGUAUUUUCCUCACAGCUGGGUUUGUUUAUCUUCUCUGUGACUGUUUUAGUUAGUGUGGCUAUUUGCUUCAUUCAUUUCAUGGUAAGGGAAGUUGGCUAACGUCAACCCUGAGCGCUAAAGCUGCUUUUAUCAGCUGCCGUUAAUGUUCAUGUUACAGUCAAAGGAAAUGACAAAGACAUUUAACCCACACGGACUGCAGCUAAUGCAGCUUAACAGCGGUAGAGUUAACAGUAGUACACAGUUCAGUUAAGCUCAGUCCUGCACUACACAGCAUUCUGAAUGCCUUCGAAAGGAAAGUGUAGUCCAGUACUAGGCUGUCCAGGAAACUGACCUCUAAGGGUAAUUUUUGUUAUUAUCUGUCACUGCGGUCAGGAUCAGAAAAGACCCAUCAAGAGAAUGAGGAGUCCCUCGCGAUUUACUCGUCCGUUCACUCGAGGGAGAUACUUUCGUCCUCGGUUUUAUUACAGGAAUCGGGAUGAUCGCUUUUCACGGCGGCCUGGUCUUGGCCUGAGGCUGCAGAGGUUCAACAGGGCCUCGUUUCUUCGGUUGAGUUCCAGACCAAGGAGCCCGACCCUGGUUCUGAAACGCAAAGUCGAACUGUCUUCCUCACCAUCGCUUAGCCAGCACUCAGACAAGAGGCCAGAGAAGAAGAGCACGUCCACUACAGUCAGAGAACAGAAGUCGAACACUCCAGAUCGUUCACGGUCAUCCUCUGUGGCCUCUGAAAGACCAGUGAUGUCAUUCACAGUUACUCAGGAAGGGCAGAUGUGCUGCAGUAGAGAAGCUCCCUCCUCGGUCACCCGCGCAGCUGCAAGAAACAGAGCCAUCCAGAAAAAGAGAGAGGAGAUAGAGGAGGUGUAUCGGCGUGACUGUGACACAUUUGGUGUCGUGGUGAAGAUGCUGGUAGCGAAGGACCCGUCCCUGGAGAGGCCCAUCCAGUCGUCCUUGAGAGAGAACCUGCGAGAGAUUGGCCUGCGCUGCGUGGAGGCCAUGGAGCAGUUCAUCCAGGAGUACGACUCCAGAGAACCAGGCACACUGCCCCUCUUGCAGCCUCACUGACCUGAGGCCAGUCAGAGUUCUGCUGAAUAUUUUGAAGAAAACAAUGAGACUCGAUGUUCUAGUCACAGAACAGCCGUGACUGCCUCCACCCUUAAGCUACCGUUAUAACAGAAGACAGGCAGUGUUGUUACACAUGUUUGUCCGACCUCUGUCAUGUGAAGAGAAAAAAUAUGCAUUGUGGGUCAUUUACCUCAUCACAGUGGUUGUGUGCACAUCAUGCAUACUGUCUACAUGUGCCUCACUGGCUUUUUAACUAGGCUGUCCUUCACCAGUGACAGAAUGCCAUAGCUUUAUUGACCAAUCAUUGUGAACAGAACAACAUCUCAUCACAGCUUAUAUAAUUCAGGAAACUUGUCUAGCAGCUUUGCUUUUUUCACUUGAACGAUAUUAGGGAAAAGUUACAUUGCAAUAAAUAUUGAAUGGUUAAAAAAAAAAACAAAAAAGGAAACAUUUUCCCAGAUAAAUAUAUUCCCACAUGGAGCUAUUUAUCACUGUCUGUAUGGAAAGGGUGAGUUUAGAGGGGUGAAUUAAGGCAGUAGUUCAAUAUAUCAAUCAGGGCUGCACGAUAUGAACUAAAUAUCAUCUUGCAAUUAUGCUGCCACAUUUUGUGAUAGCAAUAUACCUUCCAAAUAUACGGAAAACAGAUUAGCAAACCUGUAAAGCAGUUAAGGAUUCGCCUACUAUUUCUUAAAAUCUACAUAAUGUUAUAUUUGUUGGAUCUUGUGAAUUACUUGAUUCAUCCAAACAUCAAAAAUAUAUCUUUGAAACAUUGAAUGUUUGGUUAGAGAACUCAUUUGCAGUGUAAGUAUUAGGGAUGGGCAAUAUGGCAAUAUAUAUCAUCAUCGUCAUAAAUUAUGUCAUAAUACAAUGCAAUAAGCUUUUUGGAACAUAUCACAGAUAGCAUCAAUAUUUGUAGAACACCGGCCAACUGCAUGUUUUAUUAUGAGAGAGCAAAAUUAGUCCUUGUUAACUGGAUUUAGAGUAACACUGUGUAAAAAUCAUGGU
Molecule: messenger RNA, 2255 nt
Organism: Colossoma macropomum (tambaqui)
Lineage: Eukaryota; Metazoa; Chordata; Actinopteri; Characiformes; Serrasalmidae
Product: periphilin-1-like
Exons: 6
Coding region: 588-1250 (220 amino acids)
Biological process (GO): protein localization to heterochromatin; negative regulation of DNA-templated transcription; negative regulation of gene expression, epigenetic
Cellular component (GO): nucleoplasm
Source: RefSeq, a predicted model, not a curated record